AUGUCCAACCAUCUCAACCUGCGGCAGCGCAUGCAUCGCCGCGUCGUACCCAGGUCCGCCAGCGGUGGGCCCGCCCCCACCAUCAUCCAGGAGCCCACCAUCAUGGGUCCUACUAUUGGUGGUCAUCCCUCGCAGACCGCCUCUUCGUCACCUACGUCUUCUGCGCCCACUUCGAGCGCGCCCACUUCUUCGCCAACCUCAUCGAGCACUCCUCAAUCCAGUUCUCCGUCUGAGACUCCGUCAGCUUCGGCUUCCUCAUCUUUGUCGUCCUCCUUGUCGUCUUCGUCGUCGCCUGCGUCCUCGGCUGCGCCUUCAGCCUCGUCUGUCUCGAGCUUGUCGUCGGUUUCGUCCUCUUCUUCAUCACCGGCCUCCCAGACGAACGGCAGCAGUUCUACCCGCAACGUAGCUACUAACGCUGCUGCAACUUCGCUUGCCACCGCUACUCCAACUGGGCGGAGCACCGUCUUCGCGACGGAGACUGCGCCUCUCUCUCUUGCGAGCAACGCUGCUUCUCCGAGCGCUAGUUCGUCGUCUUCCCAUUCUUCGGGAGUGAGCACUGGUGCGGUCGUUGGCGGUGUCGUCGCUGGAAUCAUCGGCGUGGCUGGUAUCCUGUUCGCGGUCUACUACUUCUGGCGUCGCUCUAAUCGUUCGGAAGAUGAACCCAUCGAAGACUUCAACGCGAUGGCCUUCAAGCGCCAGUCCAUGAUACUUCCUGAUGACGGGGACAUCUCUCGGGCUCCAUCCUUGAAUCGCAGGGACAACACGAAUUACAACAUGCCUCCGCCGUCGAUGAUGAACGAGCAAAUGAUGGCUUAUGCACCCCCGUCGUUAGCAGGUCGCGGCGCGUACUACAAUGGGUUCCCCGCGCAGCCGUCAUUCGCUCCGGCUCAGCAUGACUCGACGGGUCCUGUGCAAAGCAUCCCGCAGACGCCGAAUUCUGGGAAUCCAUUCCUCGACCAGUUCGGUCAGCCGGUGUCUGCUGGUCCGUACAGCCCUGGGUUCCCUGGUCAAGGCGCACCGUCCGUCGACCUUCCGCUGUCUAAUGGAGCAGCGCAGUAUCUGUCCCGUCAGCCUCACUCCGCUGGGACGUUGAAUGGCACGCCGAACGAUGCGCACUAUGUGGACCUCGAGCGCUCCAGCGUCACCCCGUUCCAGGCUGCUCAGUACGUUGAGAUUUCGCGCCGCCUCAAUACGGCUCCUCCUCUGCCGUUCCCGUCGCCCGCUGCCGCUGCGAUUGCCGAGGAGGCUCUGAACGAGUCCGAGUUGCCGCCCAUCCCUGAGAAAGAGCGUCCUGUUAGCCCGCCUCUUCCCGCUAUCACCGCCGUCCCUCAGGAAGAGAGUUAUCUUAGCCCUGCUGCUGCAGAGAUGCCUGUUCCCGCUGCUGCCGCCGUCUCCGAGGAAGAGCGCAACUCUGGACCAUCGCCCUUCUCUGAUCCUUCGGUGCACGAGCAGGCGUUUGAGCACGCAGGCGAUGACGCGUCGGUCCGCGACUCGCUCCCCCUGCCGCUACCCGUCUUCUCCUCGCGCGAGCGCAUCACUUCCAACCCGCCCAUGUUACCCGAGAUAUUCCAGCAGCGCCCGUUCUCGCCCGUUGCCGCCGAGUUCCCCCAGGCCCCGUCGUCGCCGGUCCCGUCACCCUUGGCCUUGCACAGCUUCCCGGCUCCGCCGCCCCUGGCGCACUUCCCCGACGCCGCUACUGCUGUACGUCCGCGCCCCACAGUUGAAGCGGGCAGCGAUCAGCCGGACCUCUCGAAGCGGGGGACCACGUACACGGUCUAUGACGAGGAGGACGCCUACGGCGGCAUUUAA
Sparassis crispa is the source of this 1809-nucleotide messenger RNA. RefSeq lists its product as hypothetical. The record is from RefSeq and is a predicted model, not a curated record. The transcript is spliced from 4 exons. Lineage: Eukaryota; Fungi; Basidiomycota; Agaricomycetes; Polyporales; Sparassidaceae. Bases 1 to 1809 code for a protein of 602 amino acids.